AUCAGUCUAUUGAUUUAUCAGUUUAUCAGUUAUUCAGUGCUGGUUCUGUGCUUAAUGAUUUAAACUUCAGCUGCUUGUUUAUUGCUGGUUCUGUGCUUGUUUAUUGCUGGUUCUGUGCUUGCUUUAUUACUGGUUCUGAGCUUGUUUAUUGCUGGUAAAAGUGCUUGUUUAUUGCUGGUUUUGUGCUUGUUUAAUGCUGGUAAAAGUGCUUGUUUAUUGCUGGUUCUGUGCUUGAUUUAUUGCUGGUUCUGUGCUUGUUUAUUGCUGGUUCUGUGCUUGAUUUAUUGAUGGUAAAAGUGCCUUGUUUAUUGCUGUAAAAGUGCUUGUUUAUUGCUGGUUCUGUGCUUGAUUUAUUGCUGGUUCUGUGCUUGUUUAUUGCUGAUAAAAGUGCUUGUUUAUUGCUGGUUCUGUGCUUGUUUAUUGCUGCUUAAUGAUCUAAACUUGUUAUUGAACUGAUAUUGUUUAACUUAUUGAAUUAAUCCAAUUCAAAUUUUGCUCUUUUUCCCCUCUUUGAUUUACGGAUUUUAUAUUUUGGUGCUUAGCCUUUGUCUGGUUCUGAAGUACUUUUUCUUUAAAAUCAAGAUGUAGCUGCUGUUCAUAAAUCACCUGUAGUGUUUGGCUGUUUGCAUCCAUUUAAUUGCUAUUUGGGGUCCAAUAAUUUGUGAUUGUAAGUACACUUGUUAACAGGGUUUGUAAAUUUUUGCAAACGUAGAAACACUUUGUGGUAGGUAGAUCAUAACUAUCCCCAUCCAUUGACUUGAAAAAAGAUUAGUUGUUCUGCACUUUUCUGUCUAACUGUCUUAUGGCAUUGCAAAAGGCUAUAAAAUUGUCAUUAUUCAUGCAUUAAAUUUUUUUAAUUAUAUUGCCAUGAUUAUUCAAUAGUGUGAAUGCUCCAGCAAUUAUUAGCAUUGUCCUCUGCAUUUGCUUGUACUCUUUGAAAAGGAGACUUCAGCUGCCUACCUAACUUCACACAUGUCGUGUGAUCAAGUUGUGUUCUUAAGUGGUUGAUGCUUCUAUUAACGUGUCUAUAUUGAUUUUACGGAUGAGCAUUAACAUAAUGGAAGAUUGUCUUGUUUUCACGACGAAUUCUUCCUCACUACAAACCAUUGAAGCUUGUUAUUUUGUCUUUAGAUUUGGAAAGAUGUGGCAGCUCUCGCAAUUGCUGUAUGACGCCAGUUCAAGUGAGAAUAUGGGCGACACUGGAUUGCCUCCAGUUCCUAUUCCGAAUGAAUCAACAAGCAUCAGAUCUCUGACUGCAUUGCCUCCUGUGCCAGCUCCUCAACGAAACACAAGGAAGCUUGCUAGUAGAGGCCAACGGAAAAGGCAGGCUGUUGAAGAAGCUCCCGUUGAUGACUCUGCUGAAACUGAGACCGACGAAGUUGUUCUUGAUCCUAGGUAUAAGCUUCAAUUGAUUAAGUGGAGUUUUGAAAAGUUGUAUGAAAAAGAAGAUGCUAAAUUCUUAACUUCAAAGGUGAAGGAGACGCUUUUCAAGGUGUUUGAUAGCUACAGGCUGUUUGGUGGUGACUAUCUAAGGUCUACUCGGCAAGAUCCUCCUGAAAUUAGCACACAAGAGCUUGAGGCACAUGAAACUUCUUUUGCUAUGGAAUUUGAGAAGGAAAUGCAAUUCAAUGCGGGUGUUAAUAAGAAUUAAGUGGAGUUAUAUCUUAUGGAGGCAUUAGAGAAGAGUGGCGUGUAAUUCGACAUUCUAAAUCGGUGGAGAGUGAAUUCCACUAAAUUUCUAAUUCUUGGGCAGAUUGCAAGAGACGUCUUAGCCAUGCCAGUUUCUACAGUUGCUUCAGAAUCGGCAUUUAGUACUGGAGGAAGGUGUUGAAUAAUUAUAGGAGUUUUCUAACUCUGAUGACAGCUGAAGCGUUAAUUUGUACCCAAAAUUGGCUCUGAAACUCUCCAAAACUUGUCCUUGAGGAACUCAUCGAGGAAUUGGAGAAGUUGGAAUUAGAAGUUGCACCUACUCGUGAUCCCAAUGAAAAAGAUUCUGGUGUUGAGUCUGAUUGAGUACAUCUUGUUAAGUUGUUAUGAUUGGUUUGCAUUAAGAAGUUUAGCUAUUUUGUUGGAGAAGACACCAUAACUUUGCUAUCAGUUUAAUGACAAUUUAUUUUUAUUUUCAGUUGUGUUGAUUGUCGAACUAUUGAACUUCUUUAAUUGUCAUAUUUGAAUUCUGUUAUCGUUAUAUUUCAUUAGAUCAAGACUUUGUUAUCUAUUGUG
This is a messenger RNA of Arachis stenosperma, 2223 nucleotides long. RefSeq lists its product as uncharacterized. The coding region runs from base 1043 to 1651 and encodes 202 amino acids. The record is from RefSeq and is a predicted model, not a curated record. The transcript has 5 exons. Lineage: Eukaryota; Viridiplantae; Streptophyta; Magnoliopsida; Fabales; Fabaceae. Gene Ontology annotation, molecular function: DNA binding.